Molecule: messenger RNA, 8436 nt
Organism: Alosa sapidissima (American shad)
Lineage: Eukaryota; Metazoa; Chordata; Actinopteri; Clupeiformes; Clupeidae
Gene: sox14
Product: SRY-box transcription factor 14
Exons: 1
Coding region: 391-1107 (238 amino acids)
Biological process (GO): cell differentiation; regulation of DNA-templated transcription; anatomical structure morphogenesis
Molecular function (GO): RNA polymerase II cis-regulatory region sequence-specific DNA binding; DNA-binding transcription factor activity, RNA polymerase II-specific
Source: RefSeq, a predicted model, not a curated record
UUGGCUCUCAUUCACACACUCUUCCUCAUUUCCUAGCCAGGUGCUUUGCAAGGCGAGAAACCUCUAAGAAAAAACACGCACACAAACAUUCCUUAUCGACUGCGGGACUUCGCCUUCUCACCUCGGUGGAUUGCAGGCGGUCGAGUGGCACCGAAAAGCGUCGUUUUGCAUUAGAGGAAGACAUUUUCAACUUCGAAACCACUGCUUCUACCCGACGAUCUAAACAAGUGGGAGCCUUAUUUUCAUUGAUGCUGUUUUUGCAACACUUCUCUGAAUUUAAAAAGUGGCAUGCCUAGCGUCUGUCUGCGAAACAGGUGAAUAUAUUUCGGCAUUGGUUGGUUACAGAACUUUUCUGCGUUGUUUUGAUAGCGGGAUAAACAGAGUCGUAAAAUGUCAAAGCCAGCAGAUCAUAUCAAGAGACCCAUGAAUGCCUUCAUGGUUUGGUCCCGGGGCCAGAGAAGGAAAAUGGCACAAGACAAUCCUAAAAUGCAUAAUUCAGAAAUAAGCAAAAGACUUGGCGCGGAGUGGAAGCUGUUGUCAGAAUCAGAGAAACGACCCUACAUCGACGAGGCGAAGCGGCUGCGAGCGCAGCAUAUGAAAGAGCACCCAGACUACAAGUACAGACCCAGACGCAAGCCCAAAAACCUGCUGAAGAAGGACAGGUACGUCUUCCCCUUGCCCUACCUUGGGGACACGGAUCACUUGAAAGGACUUCCCGUAUCGGCCGCGGACUCUCUUUUGAGUGCCUCAGAAAAAGCCCGAGCAUUUCUGCCGCCAACGUCGACACCUUACUCAUUUCUUGACCCAAGUCAGUUCAGUUCAAGCGCCAUACAGAAGAUGACAGAGAUGCCCCACACGUUGACCACCAGCACUUUGCCCUAUGCGUCCUCAUUGGGAUACCAGAACGGCGCAUUUGGUAGUUUGGGCUGCCCAAGCCAGCACACCCAUACCCACCCUUCGCCCACAAACCCUGGGUAUGUGGUACCCUGUAACUGCACAGCCUGGUCGACGUCGAGUUUACAACCUCCCGUUGCCUACAUACUUUUUCCAGGUAUGACCAAGACUGGGAUAGACCCAUACUCAUCAGCACAUGCUGCUGCUAUGUAACCUGAUUAUAAAAUACUGACUUCUCUUUGAAAACUUGAAUACAAUGAUGCAUGUAUAUACGGACCAAACGCAAUCUCAAAGAAACAUCACAAACAUUUCAUGAACUCGAGGACUUGACAGAGGAACCGGACGAUAACUUUAAACGCGAUCGAACAAGACGUUCCUACGACCUCAGCGUGGAGCUGGGAAUUGAUGUAAGGCAGGUGCCCUGUGAACUGUAAGACUUGUAAAUGUUAUAAUGUUUAUUAAUGGCUACCGGAAAGGGACGCCUUUAACUUUAUUUAUUAUGUACAUUUUGAUGCUAUAAUAAUAUUUUUGUUCAGUGAUUAAUAUUAUUAUGAUCAUCAUAUUUUCAAGACAAUUUUGGUUUGCACAAUUAUCGAUUAGUCUACCUGUUUCAUGUAUAAUGUCUUGAUUUUUUGGCACUCAGACGAUAUGGUUAGGGUCAAAACUAGGACCUUUGAGUUGAAUGAAUAUACGGGUUAUAUUGUUUAUAUUUAUCAAACUGGCACAUAAAAUUAGACAGUCUAUUUAAAAUAUCAAAUGAACAAAUCUUAUCAUUCAAUAUUUUAAAUUGUUUGCAUUUUCCUGUGGUUCAGUGCUAAUAGUCACACGUUAAUUUUAUUUGAAAAAAGAGCUUCAGUUAUGAAGUUAAGCAGUUAAUGUUGUAUUUUUAAUCUGAGAUGGUAAUUUAAAACCUGUCUUGUUAUGGAAAGGACAUGUAUCUAGAAGGGGAUACCUCGUUUCUUUGUUCAUUUGCCGAGCAAAGACGUUUUGAAUAAAGACAAUCUGUCUUCAAAAGAAUAGAAAAGAAUUGUUGUGAUUACAUUGCUAGUAGAGUUUGGUGAUUUAGAAAUGCCAUAGCCAUAUUUUGUUAAGCUUGGGGUAGUGAAGUCCGUAUUAUAAAACUACGGAGGAAACUAGUGCAAUACCAACACAUUAAUAUCAAAAUAUUAUGGCCUUUACUUGCAUCCAAAAAUCCAAAUGAUUUUGAAUUAUAAAAUAAAAUGUCACUUGUUUAUGUCAAAUGCUUUGUCAUCCCAAAUGUAAAUUUUAGAGCUGCAAUUUCCACAUAGCAUUAUUGUGGACCUAUCUAUUUUUAAAACAAAAAACAGCUCCUUUAUUGAUUAAGCGUCCUCCAAAUUGAACAAGAAAGCUUUGCGCAUAAACUGUCAUUGUCAUUUUGUUUUGAGUCUAACCAUCCCAACAAGCGCCUUAACCUGAAACGGAUGCGGUGAUUCAUCAGAGUGUGCCGAGUGCCCAUCUGCUCACCGUGAAUAGAUGUGAGAUAAGUGUUGACAACGCGUGGCUUCCAGGAUUUCUCUUGAGGGACCAGUGUCAGAAUGAAAUUGCAAAACAAUUAAUGUACAGGGAGCCGAACGCAAACAGAGGCCCCCCAAACAACAACAAUCCAUUGAAAUUUAGAGUGUGCGCCACAAUGGGAUGGAAAUCAGUUUGGAGUGGGGGUGGUUGGAGUAGCUUAGCCAGCCACGCCGUUUAGCAUCACAAAACGCUACGUGAAAAUGAAUAAUUAUGCAAUAAGACAACGUGGGCAGCUUCGAACAGCGAAACCAGAUUCUAAUGCAGCUGGUAAUUGAGUGCGUGAUACUGCGUAUGGUAUUAUUCUGUUCCUGAGUAGGCCUUUAGCUGCCGGUGGUGUUGUGUACAGAAGAUGCGACAUAGCAUAAUAGACACUAACACGUUGCAUUAGGAGGCCUACCUGAAUGGUCUAAUUCAGCCUGGCAUGCACUGUCAAUUCUCCCUGUGUUGGACAUUACUCUGCAGAGCGGCAACCACCCCUUAUCUAAACCUGUAGCAGUGGGCCAUGACUGAAUAGCCUACCACAGACACAACAUAUGAAACACAUGAAACAACACGUAGCCUAAAUCCAAAACCUGUUUAUUUCGCCUGCUAAUGUCAUUCAGAGUCUAGGCCGCUUUCUUUUCGACCAGCAUGACACUUGUGCCUUCUAUUUGUUUUCUCUUCUUUUGAACAGUAGCCUAACAUGUUUAAACUAUGGCGCUAGAUCAUAAAACAGGUUCCUAAAUAUGUUCACUGCUUUCAGGUGUGUAAGUACCCUCUUUGAAUAAUAGUGACACACUAAAAUGAACUGAUCGCACUCUUUGAUGUUGGGAUGUGUGAGAGAGGUCUCCCCCGCGGGGAUUGCGCUAGCUCGACCUGUUUUACAGCUCCUGCGCAAGGAUAGUUGUAGGCGUUUUCCCCUGAUCUCUACCAUUCACUUCAAACCCCUGUAACCUGUAAGAACUCUGACAUUCUUAGUGCAAGUGUAUUUUACACAUUAUAUCUUCUCGUAGGGGCUUUCGCUUAGCACAUGGUACGCGUUUAUUGUAAUGGCACUGUAACUUAAAUCGGUUGAUAUUGUUGCAUUAAGGCUUGGAUCAAUAUUAAUUAUGUUUCUCUGAUGUUGCAUCACCAAAAUUGAAUGAAAGCACGAGAUACACAUUCCAUAACAAAUUUGGGAGUAGCAAACAUCUUCUUCCAUUGUACCUUUUAUACAUUCUCUAAAGGAAAUAUAAAGGGAACAAACAAAUCGCAUUAUUACCAUCAAACUGCAUUUGAAUAGCUUAACAUGUAAAACUUGCUGGGACCACGCAGAAGACCAACUACUAGCUCUCCAAACUCCUCAAGUACUGAGAGUAUUUUAACUCACAGCGGGUGAACGUUGAUUUAUUUAUAGUCUUUCAGAGAAGAUACUUUUUCCCGAAAAAAAAAACUGUAGCCAUCAUUUAAAUAUAGAAUAGGAUUCACUGAAAGGAAACAAGCUUGGGUUGAGAUGGCAAACAGAGGAUUGGAAUUCGCCUCUACUUUUUGUCUAUUGUCGCAGGGGUAGGGAAUAGGAUUUGCACACCGAGGUGUAAUAGCAUUACUGCAUUAAUUAAAAAUUUCAUUUCACAUCCAGAUUGUUUACUUAUCUGCCAGGAACAUAUGCCGGCAGAAGUUAAGAUUCACGAUUCUGCACUAUUGCCCAAGGUGCAAUUCAGUAUAGAGGAGGGAGGGGGAGGAGACAGGCGGCCUCAGAUUUUUAUGACAGACUUUGCUCUUAUCUGGCGCUGUAAAUUAGGGUGAUACUUCAUUGAACCGAAUACUAAGUUUCACAUCAGUCCCCUAAAGCAUGCAGAUUCAACUUUGAAAUUGGACAAUGAUAAUUACUUUCAAGAGCACUUACAUAAAGAAGGGGUAGAGAAUGUGUAUUUUCUGCCAUGUGAUAUUACACCCGAUGUCUUAAAGCAAUCAGCGCCUCAACUACGCACAAAUUAAACCCACUUCAGCUUAAAUGUGGAAUAAUUCUUCUGACUUGAAAGAAGAGAGGGAUUGGCUUUGUUGUUAAUUCACACACCCGUAUUAAACUAAUGGAGAGCAGCAGACCUCUACCUUUCUCCCCCCUCUGUGAGAGACAUUAGCAUUUUAUGAAUUAUGAGUUGUUAAAUAUGAUUAUGCAUCGGGCCUACACAGUCACAUGGAAAUACAUGAUUGUGAAUGAUAAUCGACUUAAUACGUUUAGUUAAGUUGAGAGAGUGUGAGAGAAAGAGGGAGAGGGAAAGAGAAAGAGCGCGCGUGUGUAAUUAGAUGUUAAUUUAUGACCCCCUUCAUGGCAAUUAAUCAACUGUGAUCAUUUCAGCCAUACUGAAUUGCCACGCUCGGUCUUUGGAAGUAUAUGUAACUCAACUGGUGAAAACAAAAAAUGACUUUAAAAGCGCGUAUACGCGCUCGCGCUCGCGAGCACACAGGCACACACACACACACACACGGCGCCAAGGGAAAAUAAUAGAGGCGAAAUUAUGAUUUGAAAUUAUAGACGCCCUAAAUCUCUCCUAAACUCUUCUCCUAGACGUUUUUAUUUGAGCACAACAGAGGGUUUCUGCUCCCACAGACCAAUUCAAUCUGCCUUAUCUCCCCGGGACUGCUUUCAGCGGGAGAUCAGAGAAAAAGAGAGGAUAAUUGUUCUUUAUUUUAUUUAAUUUAAUGCGACAGCCAGUGCUUUCAGGUCAUUUAUAUGCUUAAUUUAGUGAUAAAAGUCAAUGAGGAGGGGACACAAGGCGCUUUUCUUUCCUCAAACACUUUAGUGGAAAAUAUAAAACACAUGAAACAAAAGUAGAAGGACAUGACACUUUUAAUUGAAUGCCAUGGGUCAUUUGCAUCAUUGUCUCUUAAUGUCACCCUGAAAUCAUCGGCGUAGAGCUGAGUAAGAUAUGUCGCGUACAAAUAUCUCCCACUGCAUCUUGCCAUGCUAAUUUUCUAUUUAACUCCAACUGAAGUCAGUGUAGUUAGUUAAAAAAAAAAAUAAGCCGCCAUCCUUGACUGGCAUGCCAGAGGCUACCAAGCUGUAUCUUAACUAUGACAAAUAGUUAUGCCUAUUGAACAAAUACCAAAAUUAUUAUUAUUAUUAUUAUUAUUAUUUACAUGCAAGUGAUCUGAUAGGCCAGCCUAUUUGUAUUAUCUCAAACUUAAUGUCCAGAAUAUUCUAUAUGAAUAGUUGAAUGUGCUGGCAGGUGCAGGGAAAGCUGAUCUCAUUUUAAAAUAUUAACUAUUGUCUCUUUCCUCUAAGUCUAAAAAAGCAUCAUUGCUAAACCCCCAGUCUAUCUGAAAUUGGAUCUGGGAUACGAUUUUGACAGAGGAAAAGUAAAGCCCGUUCCCGUUGUUUGAAGCUCCGGCCUUGAAUUUGGGGGUCCCUAAAUUCUCAUUUGAAAGAAAUGAAAUGGUGAACGAGCUGAUAAGGAAAUGGGGAAGGGAUAUGCUGAGAGAAAAGGAAUCAUACCACGGCUGUUUAAUGUGCGCUUCCAGUCGGGAAAGUGAUUUACACAGAGGCUUUAUUCCCCUCCGACUGAUAUAAAGGAAGUGCAUACAUCCCUUGCCACACACACACACACACGUUUGCAGGCAGACAUGCUCGACCCCAUGCGCAUGCAUGCAUUUGAAUAUACAUUGACUCACGCGCGCGAAAACCCACCUACCCAUAAUCUACACACAGUAAGUUCAGACAGCGAUUAUAGAAGCUAUUACUGAAAUGGCUGUUCUUGACACUUUAUUAAUCAGUUUUACUCACACAUUUAAAACAAAUUAAAGGGAUAUAAUAAAUGUUCUCUUCAGUGAUAUUCACGUGGUAAAGUAAAAAAAAAAAAGAGAUCAUUGAUCAAUAGGCUAUUUGUAUGCCUAUAAUUAAAGAGUUUACCCUUACGUCAGUAAUCAUGAAGUAUGCCUACUGGUAAAUACAAAGGUCCAUUGCUGCAUCUUUUGGAGAAUAUCUGGUAGCCACAAAUAGUGGCCUAUACUCUCAGGCUAUUUGAGUUUCAUUUGAUAGUAGGCCUAUCAAUAAAUGAGAGGCAUAAGGUUUUGUGGAAAUAAACUGUUGGUUAUCAGCCAUAGUGAGUAGGCCUACUUAGUAAAGUGGGAAAUGCAUACAAAUUAAAACAUAAUAAUACAUAGGCUAAUGUGAAUCAGAAUAAAAUGAGCUGUUGUGCACACCAUUGAGGGUAUGGUUGUUUUAUGUUAACCUUAACGCCAUACGAAUUAUAUUUAUAUUUAGAAAUGUACUGUUCUUGAUGAGUGUUUACUGGAUAUGUGUAUGCUUAGGCAUAAAUGGUCUGAAGAAUAUUUGACUAGUCGUGUGCAAGUAGGCUUUGCCAUGUCGGACUUCUUGAACAAGUCAACAUAAUGAAGAACAAAUCAGGUGCUGCGUGCUGCAUGUCAGCUGUUUUGUUGUGUGUGGAAUUCGUUAAGCUAGUGAUAAAAACUACCUUUCUCUUAGGCUUUUAAAACAAACUGUAUCUGUUUAGCAAACGUAGCCUAUAGCCUAGGCCUAAAUGGUCAGAAGAAUAUUUUAUUAGUCGUGUGCCAUGUCGGCCCCAUCAUGACAAUUAAUUGACAUCAAUUGACGAACUAUAAAGAAUGAGUGAAGAACGAAUUAAAAAUAGAGAAAAUGUCAGCAACGAGUAGGCCUACUUUUCUCUUUGGCAGUGUUAAAUAAACAGUCUUUCUUUGGAACAUGUAUAAUACCCUUCGUUCAGCCGUUUAUUCAGUUAACAACAUUGUAGGGAACUUUUAGGCACAUUUAGUUUGAACUUUUUAGAGCAAGUUCUCUCAGUUCAAUUGCACUAUAGAAAAAACAAAAAAUCAAUAGCCUUCCAUUUAGCACUGUGCCAAAGUAUUCUUUUAUCUUGAAUUUGUCAGGUGGCCUGGAUUUAGCAAACUAAUGUUUAGACUAUGCAACUUUUAGUUGGUUUUCCAAAACAAUGAAUUUACUCCAAAACAAUGAAUACGUUUUUAAAACAAACUUGGGAAGGAUAAGCCUACUGCCUUUAUAACCUAAACUAUAGUUGGACAAUAACAAUAGGCCGUCAAAGAGAAAACGCUAAAACUGCGACAAUUAGUCUAAAUAAAGGUGAAACUAAGAAAGCCAUUGAACUUUACUACGGAGGUCAACUGUAGGCUAAUGCACGACAUCCCCUGGAGGUCAGAAGACACAGUGCGCCUGGAAGACAGUAUGGUUCCUACCUUUGCAUCUACCUAUGCUGCUCCACACGCAUAAACAUAGCCUACCUGGAACACAUGGUUUUAUUGUGCACUCCACAUUUAUGGACUUAUGGAUUUAUGGACCAUCUUUGAAAAGGGGAAGAGAAUGGUGUACUUUGGUAUUAUUAUGUUUUCUCCAAACUGACUUAUGAGAUUUAUAAGAUUUGUCCAUGACCUGGUCUAGGAUUUUCCGCCAUGAUCUUUGAACAUAAACUCAUUGUCUGCUCAGGUGUUUCAUCAUGGUCUACUAUGUUGCAUCUGUAUUCUGUCUACUGUUUUUACCUCCAGGUUAAUAACUGCCAUACUCCCUGUAAUCCAGAAAUCCAUAAACCAUCCACUCCACCACAAAUCCUACUCUCACACUUCCUCAUGCCAAACCAUACAGAUUUAGGUGCUUUACACCCCAACAUACACUCCAUAUACCACACAUAUUGUGAUCAACCCUUCUAUGUGGUACUACUAUUAACACAAUUCAAAUACGUGUUGGGUUACAUGCUUAUAUUCACGCACAGAAUUAAAAAAUUAAAGUGAUCAGCUUCUACAAUAACCACAAACACAGCUAAACAUAUAUCAAUUUUGGCUAGAAAAAAAAUCCAUUUCAUAUUAACUUGCUAAAAAUACAAUGGUGUCUCUGUCAAUUUUCAAAAUGAUAUGUCAAUAUUUUCCUUCUGUAGACCUGCUAAAACUAGGAAAAAUGCAUGUUGAUAUUAUGUGUUGAACUGACUUGAUAUUAAAACUGUGGUAAUACAUCAACCAGAACUUUCCGCAACACCUUUUCCUAUGGUAGAAGUCCUUCUG